Messenger RNA from Pseudozyma hubeiensis SY62, 1179 nucleotides. RefSeq lists its product as hypothetical. Gene Ontology annotation, biological process: glycine import into mitochondrion. Gene Ontology annotation, molecular function: glycine transmembrane transporter activity. The transcript has a single exon. The coding region runs from base 1 to 1179 and encodes 392 amino acids. The record is from RefSeq and is a predicted model, not a curated record. Lineage: Eukaryota; Fungi; Basidiomycota; Ustilaginomycetes; Ustilaginales; Ustilaginaceae. Gene Ontology annotation, cellular component: mitochondrion; mitochondrial inner membrane.
AUGCCGAGCGCAGGAGCGAGCGGCGACGCUCGUACAGCAUCGUUUGCUCAGAUUUCGGAGAUUCCAGGCACAAGCACACGAGAGGCGUUGACACUACCUCGCCCAGCAUCAAAGCCGACGUCAAUCCCGCCGUACGCGACACUAGCAUUUGGAGCAUUGUCAGGUCUCGCCUCCUGCGUGCUGCUUCAACCGUUCGACCUGCUCAAAACUCGUCUUCAGCAACUAGACCAUCACUCACCUUCCGCCCCGACGAGCUCAGCAGCUGCCACACAGCAGUACGCUUCUCGGACGCAGAAGCUUGUUGCGAUCACCAAUGACAUCAUCAACAGGCAGGGCUACCAGGGGUUGUGGCGGGGCACCACUCCUACAGUAAUACGAAAUGUACCGGGAGUAGCACUGUACUUCUAUUCCGUCUCGCACUUGCGGGCUGUAGCCAGUGCCAAGCAAAUACCCUACAUCUCCGUCGCCAUACCCGAAACCUCUCGAGGCUCGAACUCUUCGACCCUUGCAAAGCUCUCCACCACGGGAAACCUCCUGACAGGAGCGGUAGCACGUGUCACCGUAGGCUUCAUCCUCUCCCCCGUCACCGUAGUCAAAGCGCGGUUCGAAAGCAGCAACUUCUCCACGCUCACCGAACGAACCCUGCUUUCGUCCAUGAGGGAGAUCCAUUCCGCCUCCGGGUUUCGGGGAUUCUUCCAAGGCUUCACAGCGACAGCGUUACGAGAUGCACCCUACGCAGGGUUGUACUUGGCACUGUACGAGGGGUGUAAGAGCAAACUUGCCGGUUCAUUGGGUACGGGGAACUGGAUGGUGGUCAGUGGAAGCGGAUUGGUGGCGGGGACGUUGGCGACGGUGAUCACCCAUCCGUUCGAUAUAAUCAAGACGAGGAUGCAGACUACUCCGACAGAAGUGUUGCAUGAGAUUGCGAGGAACAGUGGAGGUGCAGUGGGAAGGGAGGCAUCGAGACCGUCGGUGUGGGGUAUGACGAAACAUCUGUGGUCGACGUCAGGUCCGAGAGCGCUGCUCGAUGGACUGGGGUUGCGAUGCGCGAGAAAGGCAGCCAGCUCGGCGAUCGGCUGGAGCAUCUUUGAGGGUGGCAGAAGCUGGUACACCGAGAGAGAGUUGAGGUUGGGCAAUGGGAUACAGACAAAGAGGGCCACAGACGAAAAGCAAGUCUAG